Oncorhynchus mykiss (rainbow trout) is the source of this 5090-nucleotide messenger RNA. Lineage: Eukaryota; Metazoa; Chordata; Actinopteri; Salmoniformes; Salmonidae. The record is from RefSeq and is a predicted model, not a curated record.
GAAAACACUGACGUCACAUUAUGCGCACGUAGUGAGCGACGUGGGGGGGAUUGAAAAACGUAAACAACCACCGAUUUGUUUGUUCUGUGAAACAAAUGUCGCUGUUUUGAGGAUAAGUAAUUUAUCAAUAUGUUGAAAAGGGUACCCAAGACAACAUUAAAGUCUCUAAUGAAGAAGAAAGCCCACAUUCGUGUAGGCACAGCCGCAGAUGCAAUGGUCGAGCUGAACGUGCUGCUGUUUCUGCAUAGCCUCGCAGAAGAGGCGAGGACCAAAGCUUUUGAGGAGAAAUCUGCGACUAUCAAAGCACACCACGUCAAAGCAGUAUCCAAGAAACUUCUAAAACGAGCCAGAGGGUGAAGUGGAGACACCUUUCUACAACAUGAUUCAACAACCCGAUUUACAAGGCUUUUUUAAAGUCAAAUUUGUCUGAGUUAUAAAUUUAACCUGUAUUUUGUUUUAUUUUCUUUAGUUUGAAUCUUUAGUCUUUACUUUCAGACUGUUCACUAAGCAUUGGCCUGCCGCCAAGACUUCUCCCAAAUUCCUCACCUCUUCACGCUACAUACAUUAUCUGCGUGUCGAGAUGUUAUCUCACUCAUCUUUUAUCACAGGGUUUUCUGAAGCCAUGGCAUUUGACAUGUGUGGUAUGUGUUCACUUUCCUAUCAAAUUGCUCAAGAAGACACUUAUCUGGUAGUAAUCUUAUAGAGCCCUGUAGGUGGUCUGCUGUAGGGAUGUUAAGUUUCUACAUUGUUAUAAUCAGGUUUAUUAUGAGAAUAACAUUGAGGAAAAAAUGCGCUGUAAUUAUACUAAUGGACAGAUGCCUCAAGUUUCUGUUUUUAGUGCUCUGCCUGCGCUCAUCCUCAUGCAUAAUCAUAUUUUGGUGGUUGUUAAACCAACAACCUAAGCCAGUGCAGAAAACCAACAAUCUAAGCCCCCCCCCCCCCUGCUUAUCUCUCUUGCUUUUCCCCCCAGAGAUGAAAGGAUGGGUGACAUCUCACUCAUUUGUUCUAGUCAAUGAACUAAGUAGACCAGACCCGGCGGCUAUCAUGUUGGUGUCUUUGGGAGAGCCACCCCUUAAGUAGACCGGAACUGACAAUUGUUUUCAAUGGUUAACUGCCUGUGUAAGACAUCUUCAUUUAUCCAGGACCCCCCCCCCCCCCCCCCACACAGCUGGGUUGAUUUGCCGCCUCCUCUAGCGAUUUGUUUUCCUCUGAAUCUGAUCUGGCGUUCCAGUGAUGUAGGGGGGUUUCUGGGUGUGGAACCCCACCCCUCUGACCCCGACAGUCCCAUUGUCUGCCCGUGACAGCCCACCCACCCGCGUGCUACCUAGCCUUACUGUCACUGACCCACAGAUUCACAUGGCUCCCCUUACUGUCAUCAGCUCCUGCAUGCUGCUCCAGUAAGACACUUACAGCAGAGCAGCUCAUGUUCAGGGUCCAGAUGCAGAUGUAGGGUAAAAAAACAAAACAGAUGUGAUGUUCAGUGGGAACUGGAAAGGCAAAAACAUGAUUUUCCCAACACUGCAUGAAAGCAUAUUUAUACAGCUAGAAGAGGGUUCUGUUUGGUCUUAAUAUCAGUGUUAUCUUGUCUUUGAGGGAACAACGUGAACAUUUCUGUAAUUUCACUGGGGAAAUAAAGUAGUAAUUUUCUUUUAAUGUAAAAAUGUGUGUGUGUGUGUAUAGGAGAACCUGUUUUCAAUUUGGUCUUCGACUCAUCCAGCUCCAGUCUAGCAGCGUCUUUGGCUUUUGUCUCAACAGAUAAAUCCGCUGCAACGUCAACCCCAUGAAUGCUCCCUCUGAUACCAUUUUUUUACAUUUUUUCCAGAAACCAGAAGUAGAACUUUAGAUGAGAUGUUAUUAAUCUCCAUCCUCCCCUGCUGAAAAGCACAUUCAAAAAAAGCACUAUGGUGUCCAUCUAGCUACCAACAGACAAUAAAUACAUUGUGUUGUUCAGAUGAGCUCUAGGUGAAGUAAACAGGAUAUUAGCUGAUAGUCAUAAAAAAAUUAAGAGUUUCUGAGAGAGAGAGAGAGAGAGAACACUUCUUCUAUGUAAAAGACACAAAGGCAAGUCUGUCGGGUGGUUUUUGCAUCGGUUUGUGGUUCCCAGGCCAUAAUGUAAACUGGGAUUCCAAACAAUUAUCCCUUUGGAAGUGUGUGUGGCUUUUGCCUGUUACCCAUAGCGAACAGAAGUGGCAAUGGUUGAUGCUUUCUGACACCUUCCUGUCUAUCUUUGUUUUGUUUUCUUGUCGGACGUUAGAAAGUCGCUCUGUAUUUGAGAGUUUGGUUUUAGUUUUCUGGUAACAUUCACUUCUGAGUUAAUCUGAAACACAGUCUCAGCAUAGUUUUGGGGCAUAAACUUCAGGGAAAAGUCGUCAAGCUUUCAGUCAGCAAUGUAUUGUCGGAAAUGUAGAUACAAGGGGAAUCCGGCUUCUUUUUGAAGUUUAUAUUUUUUCACUCAAUCCAAGCUGCCAGGGUGACAUUGACAGAGUGCCCGGUGUAAAAUCUGUGAGGUGACUCACAAGUGCACUUAUGCUCCUCUGUUUUAAAUGAAACCAAAUGCACUGACAUAUUUCUUACACAUAGUCACCCAGUCAUCCUCUUUUCAUUAGAAUGGGGGAAGACAUGUGGCUGUGGAAUGAUGAAGGUAUCUAUGCAGAUGAGGAGAAUCCCAAGUAGGUGAAGCAGACUCAACAGGACAAUACAAGUUAAUAGGUCUACUUGAAGUGCUUACUUUAAUGACAACUUUUGCAUUGAGAACAGGUGUAUGUGUGUGAGAAAAUGAGUUUGUGAGUGAGACAGAGAGGGGGAGAAAGCAAACUCGCUGCUAACCCAAAACCUUGCAUUAGGUUUGAGGUGCGACUAUCAUGAUGUUCUGAGAUGUUUUCAUUCCUUAUGGAUUCUGACGGCAUGGGUGAUUUCAUGGAAUUUUUCUUGGAUUUUUCUUCUGGAAAACAGAUUUGUUCUCUAGCGUGCAUACUGGGGUUGGGACCAUUGUGGAUGAUGUUCUUUUAACACAAUUCUGGGGGGAAAAUAUUUUUCAGUUAUUUUAUUUACAUCAAAAGGUGACUUAGCUGUUGGACAAAGAACCUUAAUUCCAAAGAGGGUAAAAAUGCUAAUUUGGGUACCAUUUCUGAUUUGGAUUCUGCACUUCAUGGAUCUUAUUAACGGACAAUAUUUCUCAAGACAUCCACGACACAGACGUAAGUAGUCAACCGACACAUUUUGAUGUGACCGGAUUGAAAUGCGGACACCUGUUCUGCGUAAUUAUACGCACAUUCAACUCCUCUUCAUACAUGUGUAAAAGCAUGGACAUUACUAUGUGGGUGCAGUAAAUUAUACUUUCGGGGAACAAUGCGGUCAUAUAUUUUCAUGGUUUAUACGCGUUGGCUUACUAUGUGAACCAUACAACACAUUGUAAAGUUUGGCUGAGGGUUUGAUAAACCUCCUGUUUCUAUUCUUGGAACAUUAAUGUGCCAGGGAUAGUAAGUCACUACUCAGGUUUAUGAGAUUGGCUGUAUACAUUGAGUAGAGAGCAUAAUGAUUUGUGAUAAUGUAGUUCUUCCAAAAAAGACUGAAGUUGUAUGGGAUUCAAGUUUGACCAAAUUUCACAUGCACGUGCUCAAGACAUGUAACUGAAUCCUCUCUUAUCAAGGAACACAUACACACGUGUGUGAGUGAAAGAACGAGAGAGACAGACACACACAGCCAUAACACCAGCUCUUCUCUCCAGGUAGCUUAGUGGUGAGCAGGUUGUGUCAUGCUGGCUGCCUGACAUGCUCAGCGUUAAACGGCUGCCUGUCCUGUAAGCCCCGCCUCUUCUUCCAUUUGAAGCAUGAUGGGAUGCGGGAGAGGGGGACCUGUCUGCUAUCCUGCCCCAGAGGUCACUAUGGGACACGCUCCCCACAUGUCAACACCUGCACCAAGUGCAGGGAGGACUGUGUUUCCUGCUUCAACAGGAACUUCUGCACUCACUGUCACCAGGGCCACUACCUGUACAGAGGGAGGUGUGAGAACAGCUGCCCCGAGGGCCUGACCCCAAACACUGCACUAAGAGAGUGCAAUGAUUGUCUAGUGGGCUGUGAGGUGUGUGUGACAAGGAACACCUGCACCAGCUGUAGAGCAGGACUGUACCUCCUGCAUGGCCAGUGCCAUCAUACCUGCCCAGGGGGGUUUGAGCCUGAUGGACAGCUCAUGGAGUGCAUUUCUCAAGUACACUGUAAGGUGGGAGAAUGGGGAGACUGGAGCCUCUGCUUUCGGAGAGGGAGGGACUACAGGAAUUUUGUGGAGGUACGAAGACGAGAGGUCCUACGGCACCCCACCCUGUACGGCGACCCCUGCCCCAAAGUCAAAGAGUGGAGGAAAUGUGUCAUCAAAAGGAGACUGAGUCCAGGAAGAUCAAAUGGCAAAGGCAUUAGGCCAACAGAACAUUGAUGCAAGAUCAUUGGUGGGAGCAAAAUAAUAGCAAGUGGCAGAUGUGAUCCAAAACAGGAUGGAAGGACAGGAGGACUGGAUUAACUGGUUUGAAAGAGAGACCUCCAUUGCCUGAACCUCAGUCGUUUCUGUAGUCAGGAACAGUGUGCAACAAUUUAUUCCUCUAUGUUUGUGACCAGCUGUUGACCUGCCUUGGUUGAGAGACCUUGGAGAAGAUAACAUUAUCAUCUGCUCUAGAAUUUUGUGUUCAAUUUUUUUUUUGCUCAUUACGACAUGUCACCCACACGAUCCAUUCCAGGAAAAGGUCAUUAACUUGAUAUGGACUGAAUUGAGCAGUGUUCAAAAAGCAAAGUGUGUUAUUCUAAUUCGUUUUUUUUUGUUUCUAUUAUGAUGGUGGCUAGCCCACUUGUUCUACAUGUGUAGCAUUUCUCUGUAUAGCAAGUCAAAUUGAAACUAUUGAUUCCUUUUCAUGAUUGCAAUCAUUGUUAUAGACCUACAUAAAAUGUUUGUGUAGGAGAUUUUAUAGUAAAUUACAGUAUAUUGUCUUCACAAACAUGAAAAAUGAAAAUGAAUGAAAAAUGAACCAAAAAACGUUAUUAGGUGGAAAGCCUACUCCAAAGAUGUCUAUAGCUAGCUAAAUAAAACACAUUCUAUACAAUAUG